GGCUUUAACCAAAGCGCCCGAGUGCCUACUUGAACCAACGCGGUCACGGUCAGCUGGCCACGCUUCCUUGGAUGCGCACGUCCUGGUGAUAACAACAAAUAGCACAGAGGACGUUCGAGAGCGGUCAGCCAUUCGUCCUCGUGAACAAGUUUCAGCGCGGCGAGGUGGAUUCCUGAUGAGAUUACUCAAUUCGCAGGGCCGCCGGGACGUGUGCAUGAUAUAGACGGUCAUGGGGAUUCCCCUUGCAUGGCUUGGAAGCGUGCGGGAUCGUUUAUUAUAUGAGCUAUCCGCAGAGGUAUCUCCGGGUGCGCUCCUGUCUAGAGGUAUGCAUAUGCUCAAGAUGAGGCUGGGUAUCGCGACGUUGGGCGCAGUCACCGCUGUUGGCGGCCUUGCGAGUGCACAAUGUCCCGACUACACGACAUUCUCUCAGAGCCCCCAGGGCGACCCGUCCGCAGGACCGUUGGGGUUGCCAUUCAUGCGCCCCGCGCCCGCCUGUCGAACAUUCAACAGUUCAGCUGUGGAGCAAGUCAUAAACGAUAUGAAGAGUCGUCUGAAAGAUCCCGACAUCGCUCGCUUAUUUGAGAAUACCUUCCCGAAUACGCUUGAUACUACUGUGAAAUAUUUCAAUGCGACCGAGAAUCUUGCGUUCAUCAUCACUGGAGACAUCACAGCUCAGUGGCUUCGUGAUACAGGGAACCAGUUUGCACCGUACCAUUAUCUGCUCGCUCAAGACAAGGAACUCGCUACUCUCGUCAAGGCCGUCAUCAACAACGAGGCCCGGUACAUCACGCAGUACCCGUACUGCAGUUCCUUCCAACCUCCUCCAGAGAGCGGCCUGGCUCCAACGCACAAUGACUAUGCUGACGGCGUCAUCGUAAAUCCACCCGUCAACAAUCUGACGGUUUUUGAGUGCAAGUACGAAAUCGAUUCCCUUUGUGGGUUUAUCAAGCUGUCAAGGUCGUAUUAUCAAGCUACCAACGAUUCAUCCAUCAUGAAUGAUAAUUGGCAAUCUGCCAUCGGACAAAUCUUCCGCGUGAUCGAAGAACAAUCCCAACCGACUUUUGACAAGGACUGGAACUUCAUCUCGUACUUCAAUUGGACAGGCGGAGCAGGUUCUUUGUCCCCCGCAGUGAACAAUGGCGGUAAUGGCGAACCAAAGGGAUACACCGGCAUGGUAGGCACUCACCAUAGGCCUUCCGACGAUCUGAGCACUUUUGCAUUCUUGACUCCGGCCAACGCCAUGCUGAGCGUAGAGCUAACCAAUCUGGCUAAUAUCCUGGACUCUGCCAAGCAAGCACCCAAUGUCAGCGCAGCUGCCCGAGAAUGGAGUUCGAGAAUCAGCAACGCCAUCUGGAACACCACUCUUGUGGAUAAUAUCUUCGCAUAUGAGACUAAUGGGCUCGGUUCGCGAUAUGUCAUGGACGACGCGAACGUCCCGUCCCUCUUAUCUCUGCCCUACCUUGGUUUCUUAAACAGAACGCACCCGGCGUACGUCGCAACUCGGCAGUUGCUCUUGUCCCGGAACAACCCCUACUAUGCUCAGGGGGCGACCUUCCUCGGAAUCGGCGGGCCUCACGUCGACGUGUGGAACCCUUGGCCCAUGUCGCAAGUUUCUGCAAUCUUCGGCACUGACGACGACGAAGAAAUUCUGACAUCGUUGUAUCUUAUUGCCAACAAUACGAAUGGCCUAGGGCUGAUCCACGAAUCCAUCGACAUCUACAACACGACCUCUUACACGCGGCAGUGGUUCGCUUGGGCGAACAGCUACUUCGCAGAGAUGCUGCUGGACCUUGCGCAGCGCAAGCCGCAGCUUAUUUUCCACGAUGGACGGAGUUAUGUGCCCGGUCAACUAUGAAUAAUGCGCGCGUAUAAAACUAGUGGACAGGCGGUUCUGCAUUGUGCUAGUAUAGCUGCAUUGACCUGUACUUACGGAACGGGAUGUAAACCUGCAGUGCAUUGUCUGUCGUUACACGCGCCUGUUCUCUGCGCGGACCUCGCUUGACGAAACAAA
Phanerochaete carnosa HHB-10118-sp is the source of this 2011-nucleotide messenger RNA. RefSeq lists its product as uncharacterized. The transcript is spliced from 16 exons. The coding region runs from base 230 to 1855 and encodes 541 amino acids. The record is from RefSeq and is a predicted model, not a curated record. Lineage: Eukaryota; Fungi; Basidiomycota; Agaricomycetes; Polyporales; Phanerochaetaceae. Gene Ontology annotation, biological process: carbohydrate metabolic process.